Zophobas morio is the source of this 2247-nucleotide messenger RNA. RefSeq names its product major heat shock 70 kDa protein Ab-like. Bases 125 to 2053 code for a protein of 642 amino acids. NCBI's taxonomy places the organism in Eukaryota, Metazoa, Arthropoda, Insecta, Coleoptera, Tenebrionidae. Gene Ontology annotation, molecular function: ATP binding; ATP-dependent protein folding chaperone. The record is from RefSeq and is a predicted model, not a curated record. The transcript has a single exon. Gene Ontology annotation, cellular component: cytoplasm; cytosol; plasma membrane.
GCGCCACACUUCAGUCAUUUGAACACAAGCGAAGUACAAACAAGCAACACAAAAGUUCAUAGCGACUUUAAACAGUGCAAACCAGUGAAUUUUUCUCCAAGUGAACGAAAACAAACACGACAAAAUGGUGAAAGCUCCGGCAGUUGGUAUCGACUUGGGCACAACCUACUCCUGCGUCGGAGUAUGGCAACACGGAAAAGUGGAAAUCAUCGCAAACGACCAAGGUAACAGAACGACCCCCAGCUAUGUCGCCUUCACCGAGACCGAGCGUCUCCUCGGAGACGCCGCCAAGAACCAGGUGGCGAUGAACCCCAGCAACACAGUCUUCGACGCCAAGCGACUAAUCGGGCGAAAAUACGACGACGACAAAAUACAACAAGACCUGAAGCACUGGCCUUUCAAAGUCAUCAGCGAUUCAGGCAAGCCGAAAAUCCAGGUCGAGUACAAAGGCGAACUGAAAAGAUUCGCACCUGAAGAAAUCAGCUCUAUGGUUUUGACGAAAAUGAAGGAAACGGCGGAGGCCUACUUGGGGACGUCGAUCAGGGAUGCUGUUAUCACUGUGCCUGCAUAUUUCAAUGAUUCGCAAAGACAGGCCACCAAAGACGCCGGCGCCAUCGCCGGGUUGAAUGUGAUGAGGAUAAUCAACGAACCCACAGCGGCGGCUUUGGCUUAUGGUUUAGACAAAAACUUGAAAGGCGAGAGGAACGUUUUGAUUUUCGACCUGGGUGGCGGCACUUUCGACGUUUCCAUUUUGACUAUCGACGAAGGGUCGCUGUUUGAAGUUAAAUCCACUGCAGGUGACACCCACCUAGGUGGCGAAGACUUCGACAACCGACUAGUUAACCACCUAUCGGACGAAUUCAAGCGGAAAUAUAAGAAGGAUUUGAGAAGCAACCCGAGGGCUCUCCGACGACUACGAACAGCAGCUGAAAGAGCAAAACGUACUCUGUCUUCAAGCACUGAAGCUAGUAUUGAAAUCGACGCCCUCUUCGACGGCAUCGACUUCUACACUAAAGUCAGCAGAGCCAGAUUCGAAGAACUCAACGCCGAUCUCUUUAGAGGGACGCUGCAGCCGGUCGAAAAAGCCCUCAAUGACGCAAAAAUGGACAAAGGGAUGAUCCACGACAUUGUUCUGGUUGGAGGGUCUACCCGAAUUCCCAAAAUCCAACACCUCCUUCAGAACUAUUUUAACGGUAAAGCAUUGAAUCUCUCAAUCAAUCCAGACGAAGCAGUCGCCUAUGGUGCCGCUGUCCAAGCAGCUGUACUCAGCGGUGAAACCGAUUCGAAGAUUCAAGACGUGCUGUUAGUCGACGUCGCUCCACUUUCCCUUGGUAUUGAAACAGCUGGAGGUGUGAUGUCGAAAAUCAUCGAACGCAACACAAGAAUUCCGUGCAAACAAGCUCAAACAUUUACUACUUAUUCCGACAAUCAACCGGCUGUUACCAUUCAGGUCUUUGAGGGUGAGAGGGCGAUGACCAAAGACAAUAAUCUUCUAGGAACUUUCGACUUGACUGGAAUUCCUCCGGCUCCUCGUGGAGUACCGAAAAUCGAAGUCACUUUCGACUUGGACGCUAACGGCAUACUUAACGUUUCCGCCAAAGACACCAGCUCGGGCAACUCCCGCAACAUCACCAUCAAGAAUGACAAAGGGAGAUUGUCUCAGAAAGACAUCGACAGAAUGGUCGCCGAAGCAGAACAAUAUAAAGAAGAGGACGAGAAACAAAAGCAGAAGAUAACCGCUAGGAAUCAACUGGAAGGUUACAUUUUCCAGGUGAAACAAGCUAUAUCUGAACAAGGGGACAAACUAUCGGCUUCGGAUAAGGAGACUGCGACUAGAGAGUGUGACAGCUGCUUGCAAUGGCUGGAUUCCAACACUCUAGCCGAGAAGGAAGAGUACGAAGACAAACAAAAGCAGCUGACGGCGAUUUGCAGCCCAAUUAUGGCGAAGUUGUACCAAGGGCAAGGCACAGGGGCUCCUGGAAGUUGUGGACAACAAGCAGGCGGUUUCGGAGGCCAGAAACAAGGUGGACCAACAAUCGAAGAAGUUGAUUAAGCGUUGUCAUUUAUAAAAAUUACUUGUUUAUUUUUUUAAUAUUUAAUAUUCGAUUGCUUGAACUUUUUUAUUGUUUAAUGCAGUCAUUAUUGGGUUUAAUUGUGAUAGUUUUGUAAUAGUUAUACUUAGUUGUAAGACUGUGAUUUAUUUGUACAGUAUUAUAUUAGUUGUAAAUAAAUAUUUUUUAUUUUAAA